CUGGUUCGUUUCUCGGCCAGCUGGAUGUUUUUGUUUACUUCUUGCUUGCCUCCAGCGGCUUUUCUGUCGUUCUAGAAACAUCGGUAAUCGAUGUGAUUUGAAAUUGUGUGAUUGUUUUGAGUAAUGUCAUGUGAGAUAUAAAACUCGUGGGCGUUUUUUCACGUGGAAACUGUAAGAAAAUAGCAAUAUUUUAAGUCGUAUUUAGGUAAUUCUUGUAUUGGCGGGGCACAGUUGACCACCCAGUCAAAGAAACUGCCAGUUUUUUUUGUGUUAAGAAGCAAAAAUGGCUUCAGAGAGGGACGGAGUUGAUGUCGAAAUCGACGACAGUGACAUAGACAUCGACAAGAUUGUAGAAGGAGAAUUGGCAGCCAAAGAGAAUGCUACAGUGAACGAGAACCUGAUCAAACGCAAGCCCAAGAAGGUCCACAGGCAAAACUCCAAGGAGAAUGUUGUCAGCAGUGGCUUCGUGCAUGGUCCCAGGUCUUGGAAGAAUAGCCGCAGGUCUAGAAAUGGUUACGGAAGAGGCUUACCCAAGAAGGGUGGCGCUGGGGGUAAAGGUGUAUGGGGCUUGCCCGGCUCAGAACUCCUGGAAACCUAUGAAGAUGUCGACGAUCCCAAUUUUGAUAACGAGAACCUGAACAACGGUGAUAUAGAACUAAAGGCUGUCGUGCCUGAGGUGUCCGAUGAAGAAAUAAAAAAGAAAGUAGAACCCAUUAUCUUAGAAUAUUUCGAGAAUGGGGACACCCACGAAGCUAUUCUUUCCAUAGAGGAACAGAUACCCGCGAAUCGUCGAGAUGCUCUCGUAGAGCAACUCAUUGAAAUAGCGAUGGAUCACAAACCGUCUCACCGAGAAAUGACGUCCGUGCUGAUUUCAGACCUAUUUCCCCACGUCAUCGCUGAAACGGACAUUAGCAAGGCAUUUGAGAACCUCCUUGCUAAUCUGAACGAUUUGAUUCUGGAUAUUCCAGACGCACCCACUGUACUUGGCAAUUUCAUUGCGCGAGCUAUCGCUGACGACUGUAUCCCCCCGAAGUUCAUCCAGAGAACUAGAGAAAAGAGCGAUAAUAAAGAAUUGCAGGAGGCCCUCAUUCGAGCCGACACUCUCCUGUCGAUGAAGCACGGAUUGGUGCGCCUGCACAACGUCUGGGGCGUUGGAGGGGCCCUGAGGCCCGUCAAGGCUCUGACACGGCAAAUGUCGUUGCUUCUGCAAGAAUUCAUAUCAUCCAGGGACAUCGAAGAGGCGAGCCGCUGCCUUAGGCUUCUGGAGGUGCCGCACUUCCACCACGAGCUGGUGUACGAGGCUAUAGUCAUGGCUCUGGAGGCUAAUAGCGCUUCAAAGGAGGAGGCGCUUUGCACUCUCCUCAAGGCCUUCUCCGAUGCCAUUUUGAUUACCCCGGAUCAGAUGGAGCACGGUUUUCUGCGCGUGUUUGACGAUCUCCCCGAUAUAUCCAUGGACGUCCCCCUGGCUUACAUAAUCCUGGACCGUUUUGUGGAUCGCUGCCAUAACUCGGGCUUCCUCACCGAAAACAUCAUCAAGAAAUUGCCCGCUCGCGGACGCAAGCGUUUCGUGUCCGAGGGCGACCAGCAUUUCAUUAAAAACUACAAAAUUAUUCAUUGAGGGUGGCUCAUAAUGAGACAUCGUACUACGCCUGUAGUUUUUCAUGAGGAUAUGCAUUUGUACGUUUUUCUUUCUAUUAGCACUAGGUGCAAAUUCAAUAAAUAAAUUGAAGUGUUACUUUUUGUAUAUGUUCUAUGGAAAUAAAGAUUAUUUCAAGUUAA
This is a messenger RNA of Anoplophora glabripennis (Asian longhorned beetle), 1779 nucleotides long. RefSeq names its product programmed cell death protein 4 (gene Pdcd4). Gene Ontology annotation, biological process: negative regulation of DNA-templated transcription. The transcript has 2 exons. The record is from RefSeq and is a predicted model, not a curated record. NCBI's taxonomy places the organism in Eukaryota, Metazoa, Arthropoda, Insecta, Coleoptera, Cerambycidae. The coding region runs from base 284 to 1618 and encodes 444 amino acids. Gene Ontology annotation, cellular component: cytosol; nucleus.